GGGAGGAGCUUGCUGUUGACAGGCUCUGUGUCUCCUUCACUUCGCCCUCCAGCUGCACGCACCGGACAGGCCGCUUCGCUCCCAACUCAGAUACAAUGGCUGUCCCUCCCUCUUAUGCUGAUCUUGGCAAAUCUGCCAGAGACAUCUUCAAUAAAGGAUAUAGUUUUGGGCUGGUGAAACUCGAUGUCAAGACAAAGUCUGCAAGUGGAGUGGAGUUCACAACAUCUGGUUCAUCGAAUACAGACUCCGGCAAGGUUAACGGCAGCUUAGAGACCAAAUACAAAUGGGGGGAGUACGGCCUGACCUUCACAGAAAAAUGGAACACCGAUAACACAUUAGGAACAGAAAUUACCAUUGAAGAUCAAAUUGCUAAAGGCUUGAAGCUUACGUUCGACACUACAUUUUCACCAAACACGGGCAAGAAGAGUGGAAAGGUUAAAGCGGCCUACAAGCGUGAAUUCGUAAACCUUGGCUGUGAUGUGGAUUUUGACUUUGCUGGCCCUGCUAUCCACGGUUCUGCCGUUGUUGGUUAUGAAGGAUGGCUUGCUGGGUACCAGAUGACCUUUGACAGUGCCAAAUCCAAGCUCACAAAGAACAACUUUGCUGUUGGAUACAAGACAGGAGACUUCCAGCUCCACACCAAUGUCAAUGAUGGGUCGGAGUUCGCCGGCUCCAUUUACCAGAAGGUCAGUGACAAAAUGGAGACGUCCGUUAACCUCGCCUGGACAGCUGGCAACAACAGCACCCGAUUUGGAAUUGCUGCCAAGUACCAACUGGAUUCCACUGCAUCCAUCUCAGCAAAGGUGAACAAUUCCAGCCUUGUUGGUGUAGGUUACACUCAAACUUUGAGGCCAGGUGUAAAACUUACUCUCUCUGCUUUAGUAGACGGAAAGAACAUAAACUCUGGAGGACACAAGGUUGGCGUUGGUUUGGAUUUAGAGGCUUAAGGACACCUCUCGUCAAUAAACCACGCCAAGGGAUAUCCAGGAAAUUGGCCUUAUCUAUAUAUAUUUUGUUUUCAAAACCAUUACCAGCAAAGCUUCUAUUUGCCUCCCUCUGUCUCCCCCACACCCCACUAAAAUAUCAUAGGACAGAAGCUGUAUUGAGGUAGAAGUUCUACGUUAUCUGGUUGAACCUAGUUUGUCACCCGGUUAUCCCUCCUCAUUGAGAACCUACAGUGAAGCACUCCUUUACACAUUUAUUUAAAAGUGUAUUUAACUAAUUUGUAGUGCUUCUUGCAACAAAUGGAAUAGACCUCAAUUGAGGGAAGAACAAAAUGUACAUGUGUAUGCAUGUUUGUUUUUAUGUUCCUUUUAACAUUUUGGUAAUGCCAAGUCGGACACAAGCAACGGAGCUGUAGAUCUUGUAACUCGGAGGGGCAGCAGUUUUGCGUAAAUCACCACCUUUAUUUUGUGAGGAUUUUUGAUAUCCCAAAAAAGUAAGAAUUAUGAAUAAAACCAGAAUUACAUGUGCAA
Molecule: messenger RNA, 1475 nt
Organism: Bombina bombina (fire-bellied toad)
Lineage: Eukaryota; Metazoa; Chordata; Amphibia; Anura; Bombinatoridae
Gene: VDAC2
Product: voltage dependent anion channel 2
Exons: 9
Coding region: 96-947 (283 amino acids)
Biological process (GO): monoatomic anion transmembrane transport
Cellular component (GO): mitochondrial outer membrane
Molecular function (GO): voltage-gated monoatomic anion channel activity
Source: RefSeq, a predicted model, not a curated record